Amborella trichopoda is the source of this 1843-nucleotide messenger RNA. Its product is annotated as FAD-dependent oxidoreductase family protein. Gene Ontology annotation, cellular component: cytoplasm. The record is from RefSeq and is a predicted model, not a curated record. Lineage: Eukaryota; Viridiplantae; Streptophyta; Magnoliopsida; Amborellales; Amborellaceae.
AUUUCUCUUAUUUUUUAUCGCCAAUAGCUCCUCCAGUCGACGUGGUGAGCCAUAAAAACACGGAGCUCUUCCGUGUUUCUCUCUCUACAUGUCCAGAGCUAGAGAGAGUUCUUUCUCUGUCUAUUUCUCUCUCUAAAACGUACAAACAAUCCUCUGUUUUCCGUGUUUCUCCUCUACUGUGUAGACCAAAAAAAUAAAGCGGGUGUUUCUCUCUCUACUGUGUAGACCAAAAAAAGAUAGAGCGGGAGAGAGUUCCCAUGGUCUUCUUUCUCACUCUCCCCACUUUCGUAUGUUGCUAUCGAAAGGUUCCGUUUCUCUCCUUUCAUUUCUCGCUCCUCAGCAUAAACCAAAAUGCCUUAUUCACAUAACCAUCUCUCCCUUCUGCUUAUUAAAUGGAAGCAAUAUUUCUUCUUCAAGCUUGAAGCCACGCAGAUUUGCAGUUUUAGGGGCUGGGUUUGCUGGGAUGUCUGUGGCUUGGCAUCUUUUGCAGGGCCUGAUAUUGUUGUUGGGAAGGACCACAUUGGCUUCUCUCUGAGAAGAAAAAUAGAGCAAAGUGCGAGGGAGUUGUCUUUGUGCAUUGAUAUAUAUGAUGAACUGGGGAUAGGAGGUGGUGCAUCUGGUGUUGCUGGAGGGCUUCUGCAUCCUUAUUCCCCUAAAGCCAAGCUUUUAUGGAAGGGGGCGCAGUGUUGGGAAGAGGCCAUGGUGAUGUUGAGCAUUGCAGAAGCCGCUAAGGAUGAAGGUUCCUUUGCUCAGGAUUUGAAGGAUCUUGUUUCACAACACAUUUUUGAUGGACCCAUUGUUUGGAAAAGGGGCAUCAUAAAACCCAUCACAGCGAUGAAGAGCAUUGACAUAAUGAAGAAGAAUAUUCAGGACUGCCUCCCAAGUUGCCCACUUGAACUUUUAGAUAGUUUCGCCAUUCAAAAAAUUCUACCAGGUCUAUCUGCCCCUUCAGGUUUUGCAAUCUAUAUGCCCAAAGCAGUUAAUGUCCAUCCUGAGCGUUAUCUCCAGGCUCUCUUUUUGGCAUGCAAUAAACUAGUGAAGGAUUUAUCUGCUGUGGGAUAUUCGGGAAAACAAGUGAACUUCUACAAGCAGACAGUCCACAGUCUCCAAGAAAUUUCAGGUGAAUACAGUGCAGUUGUAAUCUGUCUGGGUGCGCGAUCUGAAUCGCUGCCCGAGCUCAAGGGAGUCCUGCCUCUAAGAAUGUGCAGAGGUGUCGUUGCCCACCUUGACCUGCCAGGCAAUAUGAGUGGUGGUGAAUAUAAAGACAGUGACCCCUCCAUUUUAGCAGAUGCCUGGCUUGCAGUUCGUGGACCCCGCAGCCUAGCUAUGGGUUCCACGUGGCAAUGGGGUUCGAGAAAUUAUUCUCGAACCCUUUCUUCAGAUGAAGAAUCCUCAGCCAUGCACGAGCUUCUGUCAAAGGCCUCGAUUUUGUACCCAGAUAUUAGGAAUUGGAGUUGUGAGAGUGCGAGUGCUGGGUUGAGAGCCAUGCCACCUUUGACUACUCUUGGGUCACUACCAUUGUUGGGUUCUGUUGAUAAUUUAGUAGGGCAUAAUAGUGGUGGAGGGGGAAGAUACUGGUUUAUGGGUGGGCUUGGGGCAAGAGGACUUCUCUAUCAUGGAUGGUUGGGCAAGUUAAUGGCUCAAGCUGUUUUAUCUUGCAGUGCGGCUGAAAUACCAUUUGAGCUGACUACAUGGAAGAAUAGAAUGUGAUGGGUUUGUUGUAACAGUAGUGGUCUGUUUUGUUUUUGGUGACAUUGUAGAGGAUUUUCAGGCUUUUUGGUUUUGUUGAAUUUUUUGGAAAAACCUCGAAAUUUUUAUGAGAUGUAUGAAAUUGAUUAAAAUU